ACUGGUGUUUAUUUGACAAAUAUGUCUGCAUGCUCUUAGCAAGCAGUAAAAAGAGAGUUCUGUAGCUGGCAGAAAGAUUUCUCAUUUCACAAAGACGCGGAGAGGAGAAGAUUUAAUAAGGCAACAUGAUAAAUUUCCAAGUGACGAUCUUCUUUGCUGCUUCAGUAUGCCUUUGCCUUGGCUCGUUGAUGCCAGGUGGUGAGCGAGAGAUGACAAAAGAACAAAUAGAAAAGGAUGAAAGACUUCAAGAAGCAGUCAAAUUUGCAGUUACUGAAUACAGCAGCAAAGUCAACUCUGAGUUGACUGCCACUGAGAUUAUACGGGCCAAAGUGCAGGUUGUUGCCGGCCUAAGAUUUACGGCCUUGGUUGAAAUGCAUCCAAGUAGAUGCGUCCACGACCCAAAGCUGAAGAUUGCACCAUGCCCACCAGAGAGCAAUCCUGCAACGAAAUGUGUCUUUACGAUCGUGUAUGAGCCAUGGGUUCCAGUCAAGAUAUCUGUUUUGAUGACAAAAUGUCUGAAGUGAUAAUCUUACUUAAUAACAAAAAGCUCUAGCAGCUGCAUGUAUAAAAUGCCUAUCCAUGCAUAAUGGUUAACGAUAUAAGAUGUAAUUGAUAAACAAACUUGAUGUAUUUUUCAAUUCUGAAAUUCUCAAUACAGGAACUCUCUUUGCAGCAACUCGAUUUGCUUGUGCUCAAUUUUCAGAAGGGAAUAAAAGUCACCUGAUCUCAAAUUUCCUUAAGCUCGAAGUAGAUAAAUAAAUGCUUGAUAUUGGCAUCAAUCUGUUUUUUUGCCUUGAAUCGGCAAUCCACGUGCUUAUUAUUGUCACUUGCAAUUUAGAAUUGAGCCAACCGGAUCAUUCUUGAGUUUGCGACUGCUGUAUCUUUCAGCUUAGGCCGUAAGACCUAAAAAUAUGAUCCUUGAUGAAGGUGCUAGAAUUUGUAUAAAACAAAUGAAUAUCCUCAGAAUUUCCGCUGAAAGGCCAAAUAAGACAAAUCUAUGUAGUAGAAGCAACAAAUAUUUCCAGGAAUUUUGACUCCGAAAAAGGCCAAAAUUGGAAAACUUGGCCAGAAAAGGCCAGUCUUCCUACCAUGGCAAGCUUCAAACCUUUUUGCUGAUCAAUAGAUGUAAGUAAGCUUUUUAGCAUACAUCUACGACAAAAGGAAUGCUUGAAAAAUAAUAGUUUUUCGCUCUUUUUCCCAAAAUACAAUUCUUUAAAAAUGUUUGUAUUGAGCUGUACAGGUAUACACGGUGGAGCGUAAAAAGAUGAUUGAUGAUGCGGUAUAUAGCCCCUUGCCUCCCCCAAGAUGAAAAGGCUUUUUUACUUCUAGGAAUCUGAUACCAGCAGCAAACAGUGAAUAUAUCUGGUAAGUCAUAAAAAUGAUACAGUAAAUAGCAAAAAGAAGACAAGCAAUUGUGAAUUGAAUGUAUUUUGGUAGAAACAACACUUUUCCACAAUCCACAAAAACAUGGGUAAAUUCUUUAGAUACCACGUACCUUUAAUUAUAGAAGUAAAAGAACACUUUCUGCAUAUGUUAAACCCUCUCUACAGUGUUUGUUUUUAUCGAUAAAUAACUUUUGAAAUAUGACCUUUAUCCAUUGCAUUUUAUCCAAGAAUAAAUAUACCAGUUAUAUCGCAUUUUAAAAGCGAGAUAAACAGGGGCACAGUUGCUGGGGGAAGGGGACUAUAUCAAUCUCUCAAGAGCACCAAAAUUGUCAGAAAAUGUUUGGAAAUUUGCUACUUUGUCGAGUUUUUUAAAAAAUUUAGCUUUAGCCCUCUAAAAGUUAUCACCCACUAGACCCCUAGUGGAAGUUGGGUGACUUUUUUCCCCAAUACCUCUCGAUAGUUCUGCUUGGUAUGGUUGGCGGAGAGAAAUGACUAUUUGAGGCUUCUAUUAUCUAUUAUCACCCACUAUUCUGAGGCCUAGACUGCAAUUCAUCUAAGGUCACUAGCAUCCUAUUUCGUUAUGUCAUUUACUUCAUUAUUUCAGUUCUAUUCUACGUAGAUCAUUUGCCAAAGCAUAUCUAAUUUGAAUCAACUCUCAGUAAAGUCAAAGUACACAAUCUCAACAUGUUACAGAGCGGUAUCCUAAUUUACUUUAUAGUUGGACCACUGAAAAGCUUUGCAGCGACUAGAACCAAGUCUGAGGAAUGCUUUUGCAGAUGAAUUUGAUUGAGUGUUUUACUUGCUAUCUGUCUUAUUUUACUUGCUAUCAAAUUGGGUAGAAGAAUGCAGAUCAUGUGAUGCUCACUAUCUGCAAAGUCCAGAAAAGUUGCUAACCUUCCUCCAGACAAAAACAUCCCAGAAGGCAAACCUUCCUCACAAAUAAUAGAAAAUGGGCGUGGCUUGGGUGUGUCAUAGGAGCUUCUUUUGUUUUCGUGGACCUUUCUCCGGUCAGUGGUCGUGCGACCGUAAUGUUUUCCUAACUCUGACUAUUUGGACGCCUGAACAUUGAUCAUAUGCAUUGGUUGAUGUUCUUAUUAAGUCGAGACACUGUAUUCAGAAUUAGCGCAAAGAUUAUCAGUAUGAGGCUCUUUGUUUUCAGGGUCACAUGUGACACAACAGGGCCAUCGAAGAUCCUCGCAGACAAGCAGUAUAUGAGAGCACUUGCAUCGGCCACGGUCGCCGACGGUCUGCAAUAUCUGAGAAUCAGGCCCUGUUCACACGAUACCGGAUUAAUUUCGUAUCGGAUCGCUUUUCGUAUCGGAUAGGCCUUUUGUUCACACGAUGACGCUUGAAUCUGAUACACUCCGUAUCGUUUUUGCAAAGUCAAACCAUUCCACUGUGAGUGUGGAAUGGAAUCAUAUCGGAUCACUUCUGAGCUCGUGUGAACGAAUGAAUCUGAUACGGUUUCACACCGGAACCUCUGUUUCGAAAUAGCAGCUUCGUUUUCGCGGAUUUUAUAAAUAGUUUGACUUUCUUUCCCUUUUUUCAAGGCAGGAAAUGAAAGUGGAUCCCAGUUUACAAUAAAUAUGUGCUCCUUGCGAAGAUUAUGAGCUUCAAAAGAUCAAUGCAAAGGAAAAUUAGAUUGUUUUAAAAACUGGUUUCGAAAUAUAGUUUCUUCAAAACAAAACAGCGUAUCAGAUAUGUCACGUCAAAGAAUGCAUUAAAUAAGAAAAAGAGGAAAACAAACAACAUUCCAUGUUGCUAUGCAACUGCUUAAAGACAAAGAAAUGAAUCCAGUAUCGUGUGAACAGGGCCUCAUUAUUUCAUAUUCUAGUGACAACAUGUUUUCAAAAUUUUUUAGUGAACCAUCAAUGCACAGCAAGCUCCUGGUGUUACCACUGCAGAAAGCCUCUUCACUUUUCAAAUAACUCCAUAAGUCUGAACCAAGGCACCUGUCUCCUGAUUCUGCCUUGUAUAAGUGGAUAAAUUAUAAACAUUUUGCACCAGAUAUCACCAGAUAUUGGCCAAACAAGGCCAUAAACAUACAUUUAAGAAUUAACUAACAAAAGGUGCUUGCUUACAGUACGUACUUUCAGUAUUCUAUUGGACUAUUUAGAACAUUCACGAACAGGUUUAGAUCAUAGCUAAGAAGGCUUCUCCAAGAAUCGACAUGACGCUGACAGCUUUUGCUGACUGGAAACUUCACUGUAUGAUGAUGCUGGCAUUUCCAUUAUCAACAUUGUCAUUCUCAUGUGGCUCUAGAUUUCACUGCAAAACGCCUGAAAUCAAAUACAUCAGCAUGGAUAAACUGACAAAUAUGACCUUGAAUGGAACAGUGCUUAAGUCAUUCCAAGCAAAGGACAUUUCAGAAUGCCAGAGAUCUUGCCUCCAUGAAGAAAAAUGCCAGUCACUGAAUGUCAAUGUCAGUACAGCGAUUGGCCUGACAUGCGACCUUUUGGACAUCAAUAUCUAUAGCAAUGCUUCGCUUCUCCUUCAGCAAAGUGGAUCCGUUCAUCUCUUUAUACCGAGCAAAUGCAAGAAUAAUCCAUGCAUGAACAAUGCAGUUUGUGUGCCCCACUACAAGAACGACUCAUAUAGUUGCGAAUGCAAGUCAAAUGGAACGUGGAUAACAAAGGGAAUGCGCUGUGAAACAAUUCUGAGUGGAUAUUUUAGUGCUUUCGUUUACUGGUCCUUCGACGAUCCAGCAAGCCGUGUUCCUUUGACAAGCUCAAAACUGGCUAUGACAUCAUAUGCAGUAUCAUGGGAUCCGGUCUCGGAACCAGGUCGAAGACAUCCGGUUGUAAAAUGCAAAGAUGGCGGCGCUUGCAUACAGAUUUGGAAAAGUGUACCUUGUAUAAACACCUUCGGUAGUUGCCAGCCAACAGUGACGUAUAGUUUGUGGAUCAAAUUUACUAAGUUCCAGGCUAUACGAUCGGCUAUCAUCAUGCUAUCCUAUAACUCUGGUGUCCGAACAGGCAUGAGUUUCAAAGCUAGAAAUACUGGAGAAUUUGAAUUUGCAAUCUCAGUUUCUACAUCAAAACGCUGGUUUCUACAUCCUUUCGGUAGGAACGUCGUCAGGACAAGAUGGAAUCAAUUCACUUUAACUGUGGACGAUAACAUUGGAGUUUGUGCCUUCAUCAACGGAGUGAAAGAUGCCUGCCAAACUACAUAUCAAUCGGUUUCAUUGACUGACUAUGCGAAUACAGCAGUUAGAUUGGGAGGCGCUUGGUUUGCCGAUAGUGAACCAGACAUCUAUAUUGAUGACUUCGCCGUGUGGCAAGUGGCACUUACUGAAAACGAAGUAAAAAAUCUUUACGAGCAAACCAAAAAUUAACAUUGUAAGAAGAACUUAUAGAUAACCUCAUUCAAUAAAGAUAAACUAACUUGAGCGAACGAAUAACAAACCUCAAU
Molecule: messenger RNA, 4796 nt
Organism: Rhopilema esculentum
Lineage: Eukaryota; Metazoa; Cnidaria; Scyphozoa; Rhizostomeae; Rhizostomatidae
Source: RefSeq, a predicted model, not a curated record